AUGAUGGUGGAUAGAAUCCUUAGGCUCCUCACCCGCCACUCUAUUCUUAAUUGCUCUGCUGUUGCUGCUAAUGGUGGGUCUGAUUUUCAGAGGGUCUACAGCCUUGGCCCUGCGUCUAAGUACUUUGUGAAAGAUGAAGAGGGUGGUUCUUUGGGCCCCGUGUUGACAUUGAUUCAAGACAAGGUCUACAUGGAAAGCUGUUUAGUUUAA
This is a messenger RNA of Prunus armeniaca (apricot), 210 nucleotides long. NCBI's taxonomy places the organism in Eukaryota, Viridiplantae, Streptophyta, Magnoliopsida, Rosales, Rosaceae. The record is from the annotation of a GenBank genome assembly.